Molecule: messenger RNA, 522 nt
Organism: Aegilops tauschii subsp. strangulata
Lineage: Eukaryota; Viridiplantae; Streptophyta; Magnoliopsida; Poales; Poaceae
Product: dehydrin DHN2
Source: RefSeq, a predicted model, not a curated record
CUUGCAUACCAAUUCGCAGCAACUCAGCAAUAAUACUCUACAAGAGUACACCACCAGUUCAUCUUGUAGCAGAUCGAUCAGAGUACAGUGUGUGAAAAUCAAGGAUAAUGGACGCGACCGACAAGGCGACCGGGCACGGCGGCGCCACCGGCCCCACGGGGAACCACGGCGGUGCUCCUGCCGGGGGCGUGCAGCAGCUCCAGGCGACGAGGGACGACCGCAAGACCGACGGCGGUCUGGGCCGUUCCAGCGGGCCCACAGGAAACCACGGCGGCGCUCCUGCCGGCGGCGCGGCCGCCGCCGGCGAGAAGAAGGGCGUCGUGGACAAUAUCAAGGAGAAGCUUCCCGGCGCCGGCGGGCAGCAGUGAGCGUCGACCGUCGAGUCGCUGAGCUACAUGUACCACAGCCUCUCGCACUACGUGUAGAAAGCUCAGCCACGCUGCUACAAAUAAAAUAACGAGCCGUAUAUGUAUGCAUGUACUUGUCUUCCCUCGAAAUAAAAAUACUUGCGUUUGGUAAGAA